GUUAAUCAACAUUAUAUUUUAUUUUUGGGUUUACAAUCAAAAUGUUUUGCAUUUUAAAUAUAAAUUUCAACAUUAUUACAAAUUAUCUUAAACCACAUAUCAAGAUUAUAGAGGUAUUUUGACAUUAAUUAUGAUUGGGUUCAAGAAAGUAAAAAGAAGGUUUUCUUUGGCUUUCAAUAAAAAGCUUAAUAAUAAUACAUCACCAAAUUAUUUAAAAAGCUUGAGCGAAGAAGAUCCUAUAUCAAUUAUGACAUUUUCUAAAAAUUCUUUAAAUAAUGAUAUUAAUAAUAAUAAAAUGACAAAUGGGGCAGAUGAAUCCAAACUUAAAAUAAAUGGAUAUUUUAAAAAGCGCCCAUUAUCAAUGGUAAAACUGUCUAAUAAUUAUGUAGCUGAUGAUGGGGUCAAAAUGGAUAUUGCCUAUAAUGGAACCCUUUCUGAUUCCUUUCAAAGUGCAUUAGAAUUAAAUGGUAAUUCUGAAAUUAUGAAUUGUGAUCAGAUAUGUGAUAAAAUAUGUUAUGUCUCAUCUUCAAAUUCUUCAAUUCCUCCUUGCUCCAAUGAUUCAAAUAUUAAUAGCACCUAUGAAACACACACUGAAUUAAAAAAUAACAUUCCUAAUGUUAAAUCCGUGAUUAAAAACAAAGAAUCUUCAUCGAAUUCAACGCCCAACUAUGUUUAUAACGUUAAAAAUAUCGACACACUAACGCUAAACGGCGUCAAACGCUGCUCUGAUAAAAUGAUUAAAAAAUUGACUUCUCAAGGCAGAUUUCGCAAAAAUAAUAACAAUAAUAAUAUAAAUAAUGCCCACUGCGCUUUACCUCCCACUAAUUCCACCUUUUGUGGCGAAUCCAAUUUUAACCACAUUAAAUCGUCCCAUUUUACCCUUAUCAAUAUUGAGGAAAAUCACAAACCGAGUUUAAACAAUGUUUAUUACGUCAAUGGAAUUAACGGGAACGUUAAUUAUAAAAGGAAAGAAUCCAACCGGAAAAAAUACAGCAAACAGUCGCAGACGGGCGGCAUGUAUAAUGGACAAAAUAUGGUUAUCAAUGGAGAAAAUUGCAAACUGACUGUUAAUGGUACAGAGGCCAAAGCUCUCUCACAAGAGGAGAUAAGCAAAAGACUUUCGCUACCUAUUGAUAUACACAUACCAGAAAGUUUUUUAACUAGAAAUUUUUCGCAACCGCUCCUAAACGGACCAUUAAGUCGAAAGGACAGGAGGGAUUCUCUUUACGAAAUUGGGUUCGGUCGUAGUGAUACUUACACCAAAUUGGACAAAGUCGGAGAGGGUACUUAUGCCACAGUUUAUAGGGGUCGAUCCAGGCUAACUGAUAGCUUCGUGGCCCUCAAGGAAAUAAGACUGGAGUACGAGGAAGGUGCUCCUUGUACAGCCAUAAGAGAAGUUUCCCUGCUAAAAAAUCUUAAGCACGCGAAUAUAGUGACUCUACACGAUAUAGUCCACACCAAGACAUCACUCACCUUAGUCUUCGAAUAUUUGGAACGCGAUUUGAAACAAUACAUGGAAGAUUGUGAUAACAUACUACAUUUCCAUAACGUCAAAUUAUUUUUGUUCCAAUUAUUCCGUGGUCUGGAAUUUUGUCACAGGAAACAAAUAUUGCAUAGAGAUCUCAAACCACAAAAUUUGCUCAUCAACAAAGUCGGUGAAUUAAAAUUGGCUGAUUUUGGUUUAGCUCGAGCAAAAUCAGUUCCCACGAAAACCUUUUCCAAUGAAGUUGUAACUUUAUGGUAUAGGCCCCCUGAAGUCUUAUUAGGCUCGACUGAAUAUUCGACACCCAUCGAUAUGUGGGGAGUUGGUUGUAUAUUCUAUGAAAUGGCAUGCGGUAAACCUCUCUUCCCCGGUUCCACUGUCGAAGACCAACUCAAAGUCAUAUGGCAAACACUGGGUCCUCCCGCUAACAAUACUUAUGACAAAAAUAAUAUUUUAUGUCAUAAAACCAAUCAAAAUCAUCACAUCUACAAUAAAAAUAUAGGCGAGAACCUAUACUUUGAUAAUCUUAGAUUGUUGGCUCCCCGGCUAGACAAAUCGGGUAUAGACCUGCUCUCUCGUUUACUAGAAUAUGACCCAAAGCUGAGGAUAUCAGCUAAGAUAGCUCUUAGGCACGAGUUCUUUAAAUCCUUACCAGAAAGGGUUCAUCACUUACCCGAUACCACGUCCAUAUUUACGGUUCCCAACAUUAAGCUUAUGAAGGAUCCUGGAUUUAGGCCAAUCAACGCUAAACAAAGACGCCAAAGUUUGUUAUGAAUUUCAGGUUGAUUAUAAAGUCAAGUUCGGGCCUUAAUGAACGUGGAAAAAAUAUAUUCUAAAUAUGCAUUUAAACACAAAAUAGUUCAUUACAAAUAAUAUGUAUUAUCACGCAAUCUUUAUUAAUAGAAAAUUUUACAUUUUUUACCAAUCAAUUAUAAUAUAAUUAUUAGGGUUAUUUUUUUUUACGAAUUAUCACCUAGACCCUCCGCAAUUAGUCUCCCCCUAAACCUUAAUACUACAUCUAUUAGUAAUGUUUUCCCGUUAUUAUUUAAUAUAAAAAUAUACAUAAUUAUUAGACAAUUUUUUUAAAAUUAUUUCAUAUAAUUACAUACAAUAAUAAUAGUUAUUAUAUUUUUUAUUUAUUUAAUCAUUAAUUUUAAAGAUUUCAUUACACGAUCUUUACACAAUUAUUUAUUUGGUGAGCAACUAUAAUACGCGAUGGUAAGCUUGUUUUAUGUGAUUUAUUUAUUAAUAUUAAAUAGAAUUUCGCCAAUUUAUUAUAACUGAAUUUUGAAUACCCGAGGAAUCCCCCUUGAUUUUAUACAAAUGAAUCUCAAUGUAAUCGAUUUUUUAAUGGUUAAAUUUUAAAAUAUAAUUAUUUAUUUUAUUUUUAUCAUAACCAAAAAUAAAACAAUUUUGUCACAAGCAGUAUGCGAUAUUAU
This is a messenger RNA of Gordionus sp. m RMFG-2023, 2922 nucleotides long. RefSeq names its product cyclin-dependent kinase 18-like. Gene Ontology annotation, cellular component: cytoplasm; nucleus. Gene Ontology annotation, molecular function: cyclin-dependent protein serine/threonine kinase activity; ATP binding. The transcript is spliced from 11 exons. The record is from RefSeq and is a predicted model, not a curated record. Gene Ontology annotation, biological process: protein phosphorylation. The coding region runs from base 131 to 2257 and encodes 708 amino acids. Lineage: Eukaryota; Metazoa; Nematomorpha; Gordioida; Chordodea; Parachordodidae.